AUGUCUUCAUGGGCGGAAAGCAAGUCGCAAAACCGCAGUCUGCAGAUUCUCCAAGCGGCCACCGAGGGCAAAUAUGGAGUUCUCUCCGUGGUCAUUUACAACAUUGAGCACCUCACUGCAGUCGUUCGCGCAGCAGAGGCCAAGAAAUCACCCAUGCUGAUUCUCUUAUUCCCUCUGACUGUCAAGCAGCUCCCGACUCUACCAUGGGCCGUCGCUGCAGCCAUCAAAUCUGCAAAGGUCCCACUUGCCUUGCACCUCGACCACGCCCAAGAUGAGCAGCAGAUUCGUGACAUUGCUGGGUCUCUGCCCUUCGACUCAAUCAUGGUCGACAUGAGCCACUACGACCAUGAAGAGAAUCUAGCCAAGACAAAGGUCUUGACGAGAGUCUGCCACGAUCAUAGCAUCGCCGUUGAGGCGGAGAGUGGACGCAUCAACGGCGGAGAAGACGGCAUCGCAGACACUGGCGACUUGGAAGCCCUGUUCACAAGCCCUGAGGAGGUUGAAGACUUUAUCGAUGCCGAGAUUGAUCUCUUGGCACCCAGCAUCGGCAACAUUCACGGAGACUACGGCCCCAAGGGCCCUCAACUCGAUUACCAGCGCUUGACAAAUGUCAACACGCAAAUCAACAACCGCGUUCUCAUGGCGUUGCAUGGCACCAAUGACUUUAGUCCGGAAAUCAUGAGACGAUGCAUCGAUAAUGGCGCUAUCAAGUUGAACGUCAAUAAACUGCUUCUAGAGGUCUGGAACGUCCACUUGAGGGAGAAUGCUAGCAAGCCAUUGACACAACUGAUGGAGGACGGGAUGAACAUCUUGCAAAAGGAGACAGAGCGGUGGAUUGAUAUCUGCGGCAGCGCUGGGAAGGCUUAA
This is a messenger RNA of Colletotrichum orchidophilum, 867 nucleotides long. RefSeq names its product fructose-bisphosphate aldolase class-II. The record is from RefSeq and is a predicted model, not a curated record. NCBI's taxonomy places the organism in Eukaryota, Fungi, Ascomycota, Sordariomycetes, Glomerellales, Glomerellaceae. Gene Ontology annotation, molecular function: zinc ion binding; aldehyde-lyase activity. The transcript has 3 exons. Gene Ontology annotation, biological process: carbohydrate metabolic process. The coding region runs from base 1 to 867 and encodes 288 amino acids.